Messenger RNA from Cokeromyces recurvatus, 1056 nucleotides. Its product is annotated as pyrimidine 5'-nucleotidase. Gene Ontology annotation, molecular function: magnesium ion binding; 5'-nucleotidase activity. Lineage: Eukaryota; Fungi; Mucoromycota; Mucoromycetes; Mucorales; Mucoraceae. The transcript has 5 exons. Gene Ontology annotation, cellular component: cytoplasm. The record is from RefSeq and is a predicted model, not a curated record. The coding region runs from base 56 to 961 and encodes 301 amino acids.
AGCACUAGCAUAGUAAUAAUAAACAUCUUUAUUCUUUAAAUUUUAAAAAGAAAGUAUGUCAGCAUUAUCACAAGCAAAAGCGCUAGUUGACUCAUUUUUGAGAAUCUCCACUGUUCGUAUCAAUAAUCUCGCAAAUACAACUGAUAAACUACGAAAAAUCAUUCAAGAUGGUCAAAGUAACCUUCAUAUUAUUAGUGAUUUUGACAUGACAAUGUCCCGUCACUGGGUUCGUAAUAAAAAGACAGAUGCUUUAGAACGUAACUCUUCAUCUCAUGGCAUUCCUGCAAAAUCAAACAUAUUGUCUAUUGAGUAUAAAAAAGAAACAGAUCGUCUUUAUAAUACUUAUUAUCCAAUUGAGAUUGAUCAAAACAUGAAGUACGAAGAAAAAGUGCCUUACAUGAUGAAAUGGUGGCAAGAAGCUCACGAAAAUUUAGUUAAACAAAAACUAUCUAAACAUGACUUACAAGCUAUGGUUCAACAAGUGAAUCUUGAAUUUAGAGCUGGUCUUGAUCAAGUAUUGUCUCAGUGUAAAGAUAGUGAGGUUCCAUUUUUAGUAUUCUCAGCGGGUAUUAGUAACAUUAUUGAAGAGCUUUUAAAACAAGCAAAUUUAUUUUAUGAUAAUAUGCAUAUUGUAUCCAAUAUGAUGGUCUUUAACGAAGAUGGCAUCUGUAUAGACUUUAAAGAACCUCUCAUUCACGUCUUUAACAAAUCAGAAUUUCAAUUAGAGACCACACCUUAUUUUAAAUUGAUUGAACAAAGAAAAAAUGUUAUCUUGAUGGGAGAUAGUCUUGGAGAUCUUCAAAUGAGUCAAGGCGUUAGUCAUGAUUUAUGUUUAAACAUUGGCUUCUUAAACCAUGACAUUAAAGCAUUAGAAUCAGCUUAUGUCAAUGCUUUUGACAUAAUAAUUGAAGGUGACGCUAACAUGGAUCCAGUUAUUGAAAUAUUAAAGAGUAUAGAAUAAUAUAAAAGAGUCUUUUAUUAUUAUUAUUAUUAUUGCUAUUAUCGUUUCUCCUUAAAUAUUACAUAAUUAUAUAUGUGUGAGUGUGUAUGGAGGGA